Molecule: messenger RNA, 1401 nt
Organism: Suillus bovinus
Lineage: Eukaryota; Fungi; Basidiomycota; Agaricomycetes; Boletales; Suillaceae
Exons: 4
Coding region: 321-977 (218 amino acids)
Source: RefSeq, a predicted model, not a curated record
CUCUCCCACAACAGCUCAUGUCUUAUUCUGAGUCUGCGGUAGCAUUAACUUCGAUCACUUCCCCGCACUAUACCCCACAAAUAUUCACCCCAUUGCCGUGAUUUAUUAUCAGUAUCCCACCUGCGACUCGUCAUAAAAAAGAGGAGUUCAACUUCUAAGCCAGCGACAGGAGAAAUGAUCACAGUUCGAUCGAUGUGAGCGUUUCACAAGUCCAAUGACCCACGUGGGAUGACACAUUCGGGGUUUGCCAUACCCAAUUAUAAAGGUCGCAUGACUUUGAUCUCAGAAUUCUAAACUCUUGCUCUCCUUUCCAUACCAUCAUGAAUCGAGACAACAAUGACAAGGACGACUCCGUAAACCAUUCUCAACCAAUUCCGAUGGCCACACACCACUGGAGGCAUCGCUCCAUGUCCGUCUCAUCGGAAUCAUCCACUUUGCCUGGAUCAUCUCCCCCACAACUUCAGACUCCAUUGAGCCUCAAUUCUCCCCGUGUUCCCGUCGCAUCGCCAUCCAGUUCUCCAAUCCUUUCCUUCCUCUCUCAAUCCCCAUCUUCAAAAUCCCCAUCUUCCCUUCCUUACCGUGGCUUCGGUGGUCAACCCUCCUUUGAUGAUGACGCCCUUGACGAACUUCCAGCAAUCGCUCAUGCUCGUCGGGGUGGCACCUCUGCCCGGUUUGCGCCCGCUCCACCUGCCCCUGAAGCCCAAAAUGACCGUGGAGCUGGGUUGUUAAGGCGUUUGUCGCUCGGGAGCGCCCUUGCAAAGCCCCCAAACAUGGAUAAUGCUCAACCUCCAAGUCCCACGGGCUCUACUGCUCCACCUAACUCCGCAGUCUCCCCUACCUCAACCACUUUACCCUCAUUUCCUACUCGUAAGGCGAGGCGCUCGGCAACGGUGAGCAUCGACACUGGACGCCGCCAUCGCGCGCCUUCUCCCAUGGGCGAGAGGAUCCUCAAGGGUCAUUUCGACGGCUUCAAUUAACUAGGCAAUAUGACCCACCAUUUCUUCGUCUUACCACAUACCCUCGGACUCUCGCGCGAACAGUAUUCUUCAAAAUGUACCACCCAUAAUCACCCUGAUUGGAGAAUCAACAACGUCUCGGUCAAGUAGCUGCCACACCCCUAAUGCGUUCUUAUAUCUAUUGGUUGGCUCAAACCACUCUGUUCAAACUCUCACUUCCAACUUGUAUCAUCACUGCUCUCACUUGCCACAUUUGCAUUGAGGCGUCUCAUUCCAUCAUCAUCAUAUACACCCACACUUUUUCGUUUCUCAUCUUCUAGUGCACAACUUGUAAUUUGUAUCGCUUCUAGUCCAGUUUCGUCUUCUACUGUACAUGUACUACCACGAACGUCUCACGACGAAUAAAAACUCAUCAUCACAGGGUGUUAUGAGCGUUCCCUCCGCG